Molecule: messenger RNA, 342 nt
Organism: Adineta steineri
Lineage: Eukaryota; Metazoa; Rotifera; Eurotatoria; Adinetida; Adinetidae
Source: the annotation of a GenBank genome assembly
AUGUCUUCUGCAAGUGAAUUUGAUACCAAUAUAAAAUUACUUAAUGAAGCUAUUAUGAAAUUAAAACCAUACUAUAAUAAUCAUAUAGACAAAUCAUCAAUGAAUAAAACAAUAUUUGUUGUUAUCAUAGAAUUACAAGCAUUAGGAAUUUAUGUUGAAAAAGGAUCAAUAAAUCAAUCAAAUACAUCACCAACUGAUAAUAGUUUUGAUAAAGAAGUAUGGAAAGCUUUAAAAAUCAUUGAGAAUGACGCAACUGCUACUGAUAUAGCUCAAAGUCGAUUUAAUAAACUUUUUCAAGAAUAUCAAAAUGAAAUUUUAACAUUCGCUAAUAUUAAUCAAUGA